GCUUGACAGAGCACGUGAUAUGUCAGCAUCUUACAGAAUCUCACUCUCUUAAAAGACUCCAACUUCAACUCCAAGAUUCAUCCAUCCAAAAAACAGACCUCUCAUACAUACUAACCAGGCAAAAACCAGCCAUGGCAACAGACAUCCCCAUCUCCCAAAUAAAACCCAUCUACCCCAUCCCCGACAACUCCACUGCGCGGAAAGAAGCUCCCUCCAUCCAGAAAACCAUCCAAACCCUACACCUAAUCCCGCACAUCGAGGGAGGCUACUUCGUUGAAACAGACAGAGAUCCCCUCCGGAUACCCAAUCCAUUCCUGUCACAGGAAAACAACUACCCCACAACAGCUGCAGCUGCAGACAACACCACGAGAUCAGCAAGUACAUCCAUAUUCUACUACCUCACCCCGGGGUCGCCGUUGGGUGCCUUUCACCGCAACCGUGGGAGGACGGUACAUACGCUCCACUGGGGCAGGGGGCGGUAUGUCCUUAUCCAUGCCGAUGAGGUGGUCUCUAGUGGUGAUGGUGAUGGGAAGGAGACCGUGACGGGAAAGGCGCGCAUCGAGACCUUCCUAGUUGGUCCUAAUAUCGAGCGGGGGAGAAGUUGCAGUGGGUCGUGGAGGGGGGAAAGUUCAAGGGGACUUAUCUUUUGCCUGACGAAGAGGGUGAUCCGGAGAAGAAGUCGGAAGGGCUGUUGAUUAACUGUUGUUCCUGGUUUCGAGUACUCGGACCAUGACUUCCUGCGUGUCGAGAUGACAGAACAGCUUCUUACGCCAGAGCAGGUUGAUGAGCUGAAAUGGAUGCUUAGGAAGGUAGAUUAAUGAUCUGAUCUAUUUGCAUGAGUCAUGACAUGAUGUUGAUGAUAGGUACGGCAAUCUAUUCUAUCUAUAGUACAAUCUCGGGAAUAUACUUCUAGUCUUCUACUGUACAUGGCAGU
Monascus purpureus is the source of this 934-nucleotide messenger RNA. NCBI's taxonomy places the organism in Eukaryota, Fungi, Ascomycota, Eurotiomycetes, Eurotiales, Aspergillaceae. The record is from the annotation of a GenBank genome assembly.